Helianthus annuus (common sunflower) is the source of this 1030-nucleotide messenger RNA. Its product is annotated as COP1-interactive protein 1-like. Lineage: Eukaryota; Viridiplantae; Streptophyta; Magnoliopsida; Asterales; Asteraceae. The annotation marks the transcript as partial. The transcript is spliced from 2 exons. The record is from RefSeq and is a predicted model, not a curated record.
CUAGAAGAAACCAUUGAAGACUUUAAAAGUGAUCUUGAAAUCAAAGGAGAUGAAGUCAACAUGUUGAUCGAACUUAUCAGAAACCUCGAAGUCAAAAUUCGGUUAUCAACACAGAAGCUUCGUGUAACGGAACAGACAUUAAGCGAAACGAAACACGAGCAUGCAGCGAAAGAAGAGAAGCUGCAUCAAGAAAACAAAUCUUUAGUAGAAAAAAUCUCAACUUUAACCCAAAAGAUUGCUGAUAUCAAAAGGGAGGUACAAAAUCAAGUUAAUGAGACCUUGACCAGUGUUGACUCUCUCACUAUAGAGUUUGAAGAAGAUUACGACCACGUAAGAACACGAGUUACGAAAAUCACGAACGAAAUUCAAGCCAUGCAGAUUCAGCUGAAGCAAAUGAACGAAGACGCGAAACAAACGUUGGAAGAAAUGGUGAUGAAAUUAAGUUUUGUGAAACUGAGAAUGACAGAGGCGAUAAAGCAGCUGUGCAUAUGUGUGGAUUAUCACAGGGACCGUUUCGAUCAUCUUCAACAGCUACUGAAGGCAAGCACCGGCACACAAAGGCAAAGGGUGAGGUAAGUACAUAUUGUCCGUGAUUAAUACUCAUUUCUCUUUGUUUUUUAGAUAUCAUGUACAAGGUAUUCGCAUCUUAUGAGCGUGAGUGAGUUCAAAGACAAUGAAGCCGAUGAUGACGUGAUGAUAAAAGAUAGAGGCUUAAAAGUUGGCGGAUCAAAUCGAGCAGCAGUUGAGAGUUUGAGGAGGCGUUCACUUCCAAAGCGAUUUGAGGAGUCGUUCAUAGUUUGAAGGUUUAAUGGUUUAGUAUAGCAGUUUGAAUUGGUUUUUUAAAUUCUAUUUUAAAACAUUAGUUCGUUAAGGAACAAGACUCGUUCACACGAUUAGUUGGUUUAAUGGUUUGGUAUAGCAGUUUGACGGUUGCAGCCGAGACUUCGAAGUUAAACAUGGCGCUUAUAUUGUUACCUGUUUGUCGAAACACAAUAACUUGGUUAAGGAACAAGACUCAUUCGCACGAUCA